This is a messenger RNA of Notechis scutatus (mainland tiger snake), 941 nucleotides long. It is a transcript of the gene PCBD1, whose product is annotated as pterin-4 alpha-carbinolamine dehydratase 1. Gene Ontology annotation, molecular function: 4-alpha-hydroxytetrahydrobiopterin dehydratase activity. Gene Ontology annotation, biological process: tetrahydrobiopterin biosynthetic process. NCBI's taxonomy places the organism in Eukaryota, Metazoa, Chordata, Lepidosauria, Squamata, Elapidae. The record is from RefSeq and is a predicted model, not a curated record.
UCGCUUUUGAUCUUCCCGAGAUCCCUCGGGAUUGCAAGAUCCUUUCCUUCCCCAGGCAGAGAGGCGGCUGGGAGCCUCAGCGGCCAGACGUCCGAGAAGCCACCCCACCUCCGAGACUCUCAUUUCAGCGCACACCCACCCACCCGUGUUCGGCCUCUCUUCUUCCAGAGGGACCGUCCAGGAGCCCUCCGACACGCCCCCCUCCCUCCCUCCGCUCCCACCGCACUGAUCCGAGGCCGCGCCCCUCCGCCUCCGGAGUUGCGCUGGAAAUCAACGCUUCUUUUGCGCUCCGCGAUUUGCCAGCCAUGGCAGGAAAAGCUCACCAACUGAGCAGCGAAGAAAGAGAACAGCUCCUGCCAAAUCUCAGAGCAGUAGGAUGGAAUGAGGUGGAAGGCAGAGAUGCUAUCUACAAGGAGUUCCAUUUCAAGGACUUUAAUCGGGCCUUUGGAUUUAUGACCAGAGUAGCUCUGCAAGCAGAAAAACUGGAUCAUCAUCCCGAAUGGUUUAAUGUUUACAACAAAGUUCAUAUAACCUUAAGCACACAUGAGUGUGCUGGCUUAUCUGAACGGGACAUCAACUUGGCCAGUUUUAUAGAGCAAGUUGCAAACACGCUAGCCUAAAAUGCUCACCGCCAUCUUUGUCUGUAAAGGUAGCUCCCACGUCUUAACCUGUUGGGAAGUAUCAUGACAAACGUAACCUGGCCUCUGUAUUCAGUUAAUAUGGGAGAACCCAUCUUUUGGUCAAAGCUUCAUAUUUGCUUACUGUAGGGUCACACCUUGCAAUAGUGCUGUGAAUUCAUCUGUUAUCCAUUAUAAAUCUGUCUUGUGUCAAUAUCUGUCUCUAGGGUUCUUUAGUCUGUAACCCUGUUUAGCAGUAUUAAGUAAGUGCAGGAGAAGUCGCCUGUGGUUGUCAGUUUUAAUAAAGCCUGCCCUUACACAAUC